Marchantia polymorpha subsp. ruderalis is the source of this 1984-nucleotide messenger RNA. Lineage: Eukaryota; Viridiplantae; Streptophyta; Marchantiopsida; Marchantiales; Marchantiaceae. The record is from the annotation of a GenBank genome assembly.
AGGGCUUGAAACGUCAAUGCACCGAACGACCAAAUGAGUCGAUGUCUUGCAUCGUCGAGAGACUCGAGGCUUGACUAAACGGUACACAAUUGGAAGGCCGAUCGGUUCGUGGGAUCAGAUCUUGACAAGACAAGCGCGGAGAAUUGGAGUAGGAUGUGUACGUGUGGCCCGCAUCAGAUCAGAUCAGGCUGAGAAAUUCAACGAGGUGUUGAAACUGAUUUGGUCACGAAUGCGGGUGAAAAUGAUUAAGAUACAUCCGCAGGAACAGUGAAACAGAAACAGGAAGAAACCGAGUUUUGACAGUACAAAUGUAUGAAGGAACAGUGGAUAAACCUUCCACUGGCCAGAUCUAGCGGCCAGCCACUUGCAAGAGGACCGAGAUGGAGAUCGAUGCCGACAUCUCCUCCUUUAAAACAUCUCAUCUCCGCUGUAGAUAUUCGCUCAGCAUCUUUGGAAAGCUGACGUUUUGACCAACUUCCUGCACUCCUGAACUUGCGGUUGGCUCCACCGUUGACAUGCUCGCCCACCGCAUCCUUUUUAUCCCGGCCUGCAGAUGCUGAAUCAGAACAUGCCCUUGCGGUCUCGAUCGAUCGAGACCGAAAGGUCCACUGUUUGCUCGACAUCCAUGAAACCGCAUCCAAGGUCCACGGCUCCCCACCCUGGUCAAACGCUGUUAUCCCUCGCUCCAGAACAUAUAUAAACAAGUCCCCAACUUGUAGACAUAUUAACAUCCACACCUUCAGCGCGAAAUCGUGUUACAGACUCAGCAGCUCUCAACACUCGUGCUUCGUGAACUCAAUUGACGAUUGAACCCAGUUCAACUGCUGGCCCGAUGGCCACCACCACCACGCUCACGAAGCUCGCGCUGGCUCUGACGCUGGUGCACGCAGUGUGUGCGAGCAGGCAGAUUCUGCAAGCACCAGGCUGCGCAGGCGUGUCGCAGUAUAUUAUAGCGCCUUCGUACGUGUACCCGUGCUCGAUCACGACCCCGAGCUGCGCCUGGUACUCGUUCUCGAACGGCGCGGACAUCGUCAUCAUCAACCCGAACAGCGGGCCCGGGACGACAGCGAAUUCGGACUACGUGAAUUUGAUCAGCGCCAUCAGAGCGUCGACGGACACGUUCAUCACCACCAUUCUGGGCUACGUGGCCACGACUUAUGGAGCCAAGAGCCAGGCCGCCGUCAAUGCCGAGACCGACCUGUACAACUCUCUGUACAAAGUGGACGGCAUUUUCUUCGACGAGGCGUCCACGGACUGCACCAAAACGUCGUACUACAGCAACAUUGUGAGCCAUGUGCAGGACACGACCAUGUCGCCCACUGGCCAGGAUUACACCAUUCUCAACUGGGGCACCAAUGGGCCCGAAUGCUUCCUCCAGACCACGUCGGGCAAUGUCCCCGCCGACAACUUCGUCACCUUCGAGAAUUCUCACGCGAGCUAUGCUUCGUACGCUCCCCUCGCGUACAUGGCCAAUUAUGCCCCGGCACGCUUCUACCACAUCGUGUACAAUGUGACUCAAGCCAACCUCAUCUCCACCAUGACCAAAUCGAAGCAGUCUCGCGCCGGCAGGGUCUAUGUCACGAAUGAUGAUCUGCCGAAUCCCUACGACACUGCCCCGACGCCCUUCACCUCGUACUGGGAAGCCGAGGUCGACAAGGCGGCCUCCUCGUGCUGAUCUCGAGCCCCUUCUGUCGAAUCUCAUAGGCUGCAUGCACAUUAGGUAGCAGCAAUUUUCGGUGUCUUCCAGUUCGAUCGGCUAGUGAUAGAUGCACCAAAUUAUCAUGAUACGGCCUGAUUAGUCUAGUCGGGUGUCUAAAUCACCUAAAUUAGUUUAACUUAGUCUUACCAGGAUACCUUCGUUUAGGCUAGGCUAAAUGUGAACUUUAUUUAUUUAACAUUUACAUUGCAAAUUCUUGCUGGAAUUAUUCGAUGAACAUCUACCAUGCAACCCGCACUCCAAAAUAGCAUUUCAAAUUCCGCCCAA